AUUUCAUAAUCAUAAUACUGUAGUCAUAGAGAUUUUAGUUUGCUGGUAUUUGUUCAUUUACAUAAAUUUUGAAUACUAUUGCCCUUUUUGUAUUCAAAAUUAAAAAUUAAAUAAUAAUAUUAUCUCCCCUGCGAUGGAUUUAGGAGGAGAAGAGUGUGGAAGCCACAGUGGAUCCAGUCCAAUCCAGAUGCAGCCAGACUACUUGGAUGGUCAAGGUCAAGACAUCUCAAGGUCAAUGCCUCAUUCACAACAUCAAGGACCAGACAUGGACAACUGUGAUUGGCCAAUCCAUGAACCAGAUCAACAUCAAGACACCAUUGAAGAUAAGCAUCACAUCCAACUCAAUGUGGAUAAUCAAAGUGUAUACUUGGCCCACAACUACACAAAACAUCCUAUUGAAAUGAUUUGGCUCAAAUCAGAGGAACUAAUCCAAGAAGAUGAUGAUGAAGAAGAAGAAGAAGAACAACAACAACAACACAAACAACAACAAUGUGGAGUAGAAGUUGAAGUGGGAAGUGGAGAAAUAAAGCAAGAGAGUGACACCUGUCUGCAGAUUGAAAGCAUCUAUUCUCUCUCCUCAGAUAGACUGAAUUCUGACCUCUCUGUUGUUGAAAAAAUUAAAUUUGAAACUGGGGAAAUUAAGGAGGAACAACAAUCUUUUGAAACAGACCAUUCAGAUACAUUGAUGCUAAUUGAAGAUAAUUCUCCUGAUGUAGUAUUUGAGAAUUAUGAAAGUGGAAGUGUAUCAACUGGACUGUGUAUACCAUACUUUGAGGAAAGAGAUGGUUCAAGCUCCCAUAGGUCUGUUGAUGCAACUCCUGGAAACUCUAUGAUGGAAGAUUCUGAAACAAUUGGCAAUGAGGUGGACUUACUAAUCGAAAAUGCAAGGAAGAAUGUGAUUGAUGCAGCAAGUGAUAGUGAAUUAACAAUGUGUCAGUUGUGUGGUGAAUCAUUCAGCAGCACUAGACAAUUGAAUCUUCGUAGUAGAAUACACACAUCUGGAAAACAUGCUUGCAAAUUCUGUAAUUACAAAACAACACAUAAGUCAAGUUUCAUCCGGCAUCAAAGGACACACACAGGAGAAAGACCCUUCAGCUGUGAUUUGUGUGACUUCAAAGCAAUACAGAAAACACAUCUUAUCAAACAUUUAAAGUCACACACAGGAGAAAGACCCUUCAGCUGUGAUUUGUGUGACUACAAAGCAAUACACAAAUCAAAUCUUAUUAGACAUUUGAAGUCACACACAGGAGAAAGACCCUUCAGCUGUGAUUUGUGUGACUACAAAGCAACACGGAAAUCAGAUCUCAUCAGACAUUUGAAGUCACACACAGGAGAAAGACCCUUCAGCUGUGAUUUGUGUGACUACAAAGCAAUACACAAAUCUAAUCUUAUUAGACAUUUGAAGUCACACACAGGAGAAAGACCCUUCAGCUGUGAUUUGUGUGACUACAAAGCAACACAGAAAUCAAAUCUUAUUAGUCAUUUAAAGUUACAUAAAGGAGAAAGACCCUUCAGCUGUGAUUUGUGUGACUACAAAGCAAUACACAAAUCAAAUCUUAUUAGACAUUUAAAGUCACACACAGGAGAAAGACCCUUCAGCUGUGAUUUGUGUGACUACAAAGCAAUACACAAAUCUAAUCUUAUUAGACAUUUGAAGUCACACACAGGAGAAAGACACUUCAGCUGUGAUUUGUGUGACUACAAAGCAAUACACAAAUCUAAUCUUAUUAGACAUUUGAAGUCACACACAGGAGAAAGACACUUCAGCUGUGAAUAUUGUGACUACAAAGCAACAGGGAAAUCAAGUCUCAUCACUCAUCUAAGGACACACACAGGAGAAAGACCCUUCAGCUGUGAUCUGUGUGACUACAAAGCAACACGAAAAUCAACUCUCAUCCGUCAUCUAAUGACACACACAGGAGAAAGACCCUUCAGCUGUAAUUUGUGUGACUACAAAACAACACGUAAAUCAGAUCUUAUCAGACAUUCAAAGUCACACACUGGAGAAAAAUGCCUCUUGCGGUAAUUUCUGUGAAUAUGAAUCAAUAUAACAUAACAUAUACAUAAUUAUUAUAUUAUACAUACAAAAGUUGCUAAUACUAAACUUGGUCCUAAUUAUGAUAUCCCACUAUAAUAAUAAGUUGUAGUUGGGGUGAUCAUAAUAAUUUUCUAAAACAUGUAUAAAAAUUUAUUUAAUAAUUUCAGUUAUAAAGGUUAGGUAGAAUAAUAUAAUACUUAUAGAUAUAUUAUAAAAAGAUGACAGUAGUUUAUCCUAUAUUCUAUUUACAAUGAGCUCCUCGGUCUGGUAAAUUCCAGUAUCAUGUAACCAAUUCUGUACUGCUCUCAGAGUAAUGACAAUCAGAGAAAUUAUUAUUACUAGUAGUUCUGUGAACAGUAGACCUCACACAGUAUUCUCAUCCACAAGUACCUGAUGUCACUUGUUUUAAAUGUUAACAAACUCAUUUCACAUUUGAAUUUGUA
Messenger RNA from Nilaparvata lugens (brown planthopper), 2481 nucleotides. Its product is annotated as gastrula zinc finger protein XlCGF57.1-like. NCBI's taxonomy places the organism in Eukaryota, Metazoa, Arthropoda, Insecta, Hemiptera, Delphacidae. Gene Ontology annotation, cellular component: nucleus. Gene Ontology annotation, biological process: regulation of transcription by RNA polymerase II. Gene Ontology annotation, molecular function: RNA polymerase II cis-regulatory region sequence-specific DNA binding; DNA-binding transcription factor activity, RNA polymerase II-specific. The record is from RefSeq and is a predicted model, not a curated record. Bases 134 to 2026 code for a protein of 630 amino acids. The transcript has 2 exons.